CAGACACUUUCCAGUCAGAGGACAGACAGUCAGUCAGACAGACAGACAGGCGGACGCUUCUCUCAACCAGUCAGGAUGUCUAUCACUAAGAUUCACGCCCGUGAGAUCCUGGACUCCAGGGGAAACCCCACAGUGGAGGUAGACCUGUACACUGCCAAGGGUCUCUUCAGGGCUGCCGUCCCCAGCGGAGCUUCGACAGGUAUCCAUGAAGCUCUGGAGCUCAGAGACGGAGACAAGAGCCGCUACCUGGGGAAAGGUACGGUGAAGGCUGUGGAUCAUGUGAACAAAGACAUCGCCCCCAAACUGAUCGAGAAGAACUUCAGUGUUGUUGAGCAGGAGAAGAUCGACAAAUUCAUGCUGGAGCUGGACGGCACCGAGAACAAAUCUCAGUUUGGAGCUAAUGCUAUCCUGGGCGUGUCUCUGGCGGUGUGUAAGGCCGGUGCCGCGGAGAAAGGCGUCCCUCUUUACCGCCACAUCGCCGACCUGGCCGGGAACAAAGACGUCAUCCUUCCUGUUCCUGCCUUCAACGUGAUUAACGGCGGCAGCCAUGCUGGGAACAAGCUGGCGAUGCAGGAGUUCAUGAUCCUUCCUGUCGGAGCCGCCAACUUCCACGAGGCCAUGAGGAUCGGAGCCGAGGUGUACCACAACCUGAAGAACGUCAUCAAGGCCAAGUACGGGCAAGACGCCACCAACGUGGGAGACGAGGGAGGAUUCGCCCCCAACAUCCUGGAGAACAACGAGGCUCUGGAGCUCCUGAAGACGGCCAUUGAGAAGGCCGGCUACCCCGAUAAGAUCAUCAUCGGGAUGGACGUCGCCGCCUCCGAGUUCUACCGCAGUGGGAAAUACGACCUGGACUUCAAGUCCCCAGACGACCCGGCAAGACAUAUCAGUGGAGAUCAGCUUGGAGACCUGUACCGCAGCUUCAUCAAGGGAUACCCCGUCCAGUCCAUCGAGGAUCCAUUUGACCAGGACGACUGGGAGAACUGGGCCAAGUUCACCGCCUCCACAGACAUCCAGAUCGUAGGAGACGACCUGACGGUGACCAAUCCCAAGAGGAUCCAGCAGGCUGUCGACAAGAAGGCCUGCAACUGUUUGUUGCUCAAAGUCAACCAGAUCGGCUCCGUGACCGAGUCCAUCCAGGC
Messenger RNA from Trematomus bernacchii (emerald rockcod), 1142 nucleotides. RefSeq names its product beta-enolase. The record is from RefSeq and is a predicted model, not a curated record. Gene Ontology annotation, biological process: glycolytic process. NCBI's taxonomy places the organism in Eukaryota, Metazoa, Chordata, Actinopteri, Perciformes, Nototheniidae. Gene Ontology annotation, cellular component: phosphopyruvate hydratase complex. Gene Ontology annotation, molecular function: phosphopyruvate hydratase activity; magnesium ion binding.